This is a messenger RNA of Branchiostoma belcheri (Belcher's lancelet), 3149 nucleotides long. RefSeq lists its product as uncharacterized. Gene Ontology annotation, molecular function: nucleotidyltransferase activity; tRNA binding; double-stranded RNA binding. The transcript has 6 exons. The coding region runs from base 10 to 2748 and encodes 912 amino acids. The record is from RefSeq and is a predicted model, not a curated record. NCBI's taxonomy places the organism in Eukaryota, Metazoa, Chordata, Leptocardii, Amphioxiformes, Branchiostomatidae. Gene Ontology annotation, biological process: regulation of translational fidelity. Gene Ontology annotation, cellular component: membrane; cytoplasm.
AAAAGCAUUAUGGGACGGACAGGUGCCGUGACCCUUCCCGUGGGUCCCCGCGUGCAGGGCAUGACGGGAGUUGUGCUGGGUAGCCUGGUGUUGGCCGCUCACAACUUCAGUCUGGACCUGACUGUAGCCUCGCCCAACAGCCUCGUCACCGGGACUGUACUGGUCAUCACGGGCCUCAUGCAGUUUUCAGCAGGUGCCCGUUUGCUCCAUCUUCCCUGCCCCACCCUGACCACCCUGUACCUGUGCCUGUCGGUGCUCUGGGGUUCCCUGGGGUCCGCCAAAAUCCUGGAGGGGUUGGAUAUCAUCUCCUCAGAUGCCCGCAAAGACGCCCUGCUCCCAGGCUAUGUUGUUUUCCUAGCCAUAACUCUUUCCCUUGCAAUAGCAGGAGUGAAGCAGCACACUCUGACAGGUUUGGUGUCUUUUCUGCUCGGGUUUUCCAUGGUCAUGGAGAUAGUUGCACUGUUCUAUCCUGCCGCUAGGUGGGGUGCAGCAUGCUACCAGACAUUACCCGUGCUGCUAGGUUUGUACUAUGUGGUCGGCUUGUCUGUGUCUUACUGCAAAGAAGGUGACUUUAGUUUUCCUGGUUUGAGAGAAGAAUCCCGUAAAGAUGGGGGCGAGGAACAAAUCGUUGAAAACGACGUCCUGACUUUUGGCUUCGCCAUGAACAUGCUCCCUACCUGCGCCGUGGCGCUAUUCUUUAUUGGCGCCAUCGAUGACGUUCAUCCGGCAACGCCUUGGAUGGCGCUAGGGGGUCUUGCCCAGCUACUGGUUUCUGUGGUGUCCUUCAGACGAGAAGACGUGUUUCACGGAACUGGCUUUUCCUUGUCUGUCACUCUUUGGCUUGGUCUAACGUAUGGGUUUCUUAGUAACGUCUGGGGUAAGACUGAAUCGGCACCUCCUGUCCUUGCAUCGUCCGUCCUUGUCCUUUUUUUCUUCAUCUUCUUCCUUCUGUCCUUCACCAAGACGAUUUCAGAUGUGGUCUACAACCUCUGCUUUGCCAUUUUCGUCCUCUCCCUUCCCACUACAGGCCUGAACAGUACCUAUCUCGGCGUUUCCAGUAUUUUGCUGCUAACUGUUUCCCUUUACUGUACCUUUGCUUUAUCGAUGAACCCUGGUUUUAGGAAGACUCUAGUCCCGGUCGGAAGGAGCGUUCUACCCGAGGAGUCGCUACGAGAGCUCUUCUCUCGCUGCCGGUGUAAGAAUGUCGACCAGCCGGCCUCCUCUAUCGCGGGCCAGUCACCGUCGUCUGACACUAUCCUCGGCUACUCGAAGUACGCCAGUGCGGACACGCUGGGGUUCCUGUCCAAUGCCGUGACAGCUCUAGCCGUGGCGCUCUUGUCUACCGGAGACAAGUCUCUGGUCCUCCCCUGGGUGAUCGUACCGGGAGGAGUCAUCCAGUUUGUGGCGGGAACCAUCAGCUUCUCCCGCGGGAAGACGUUCGAGAGCACGGCGUUCCUGGUGUACAGCAUGAUGUGGCUGUUGUGGGGGUCUGUCAGGUACUCUGGUGUCUACAGGGGCAGUGAAGGACUCGGUGUGGCGGCAGGAGCCGCGUCCUUUCUUCUCUUUAACCUGUUCGUCAUCUUCUUGUCUGUGGUGAUCAACAAGGCGUGGUUGGUCCUGUCCGUGGUGUUUGAGGUGGUUUGUGUGCUGUUCCUGUUAGACUCGCUAGGCGUCCAGACUAGUCAGUACUUUGAGCUGGCAGUGAUGUGUGUGUUUGGCGCGGUGUGUGUGUACUGUUUCUGUGUGCACCUGCUGAACGGCAUGUGUGGGGAGGAGGUGAUGUCCCUGGGGAGCCCGCUCCUGACCCUGGGCAGGGGGCGCCGCGACAGGGGUGGGGAACAGGGCUGUGUCAUGGCGGACGCCAGGAAGGCAAACGGCGUCAAACAAAUCGCAGAGCUCCUGAAAGACGGCGGGAUCUGUGGCAUGCCUACAGACACCGUGUACGUGCUGGUGGCCGCCUGUAACCGGCCUGCCGCCGUGGAGAGGGCCUACCGCACCAAGAAACAAGCGGAGGAGAGACCCAUGUCCAUAUGGAUCUCACAGUUGAACCAGCUGGAGCCGGCCAGGCAGGAGUUUGGGCCGCUUCUGUGGGACUUCAUGAAGGAGGUGUGGCCGUCCUCCAUCAGCCUCGUUAUCAAGAGAGGUCCGUGGCUGGACAGGUUCGGGCUGGGAGACUCCGCCCGCUACAUCGGCACCCCUGAGAGCAUCGCCAUCCGCAUCCCAGACUGCACGGUCGCCACCCACCUGAUCGACCUGGUGGGACCCAUCGCCGUGACGUCAGCUAACCCGUCCGGGGAGGCCGACACCACGCACCACUCACAGGUUCUGGCCAAACUCGGCGACAAUGUGGAUGGUGUUCUGUGCGAUGGACCGUCUCCGGAGAACGUGGCUUCUACGGUCGUGAACUGCACGAAGAUUGACGAAGGGAACCUCGGCUUUUUCCGUGUCGGCAUCGUGCCCAAGUCGCGAGUCCUCGACAUCUUCGACUCCGUUCGGCAGCGCCAAGGCGGCAACAUCGCGGCGACCAAUCAGCAAAACGGUGACGUAAGACAGCCGAACGGCGUGGCCAAUGGGAGACUCUAUAGCGGCAGAACCAGUGACGUGACCAUGGGCAUCGCCAACACAGGGUUUGAGAGUGAUGAUGAGCAAUCCACAGACGAGCCGCCAGAGGUCGCAGUUGUACCGAUCGAGGAGCAAACUUCAGGCUCCUCUAUAGAGAAUCUACUUGGCUUUGACACGAAGCUUUGAGAUAGACAAAAUUCUGACGACAAUUUUCUUAACUUUUGUGGGGGAGGUAUCGAUGUCAUGCUAUUAAUUUUCCCUUAUUCAUAUCAAAAUGAUAAUAUUAUAACAAUAUUUAAAUCUUGUUUUGCAAGUACAUGUAGUUGUCAAUUGCCAAUUAGUUUCCAGUGUGUAUAUUUGUUUUACACUUGAGCACUGUAGAAAAAUUCAUAUUCCUAAUGCGACUUGACAAACCUUCCAUCCAAAAAAACAUAUCUGCUCCUGUAUCUCCACUAUAACUGAAAAGCGAGAAGUUGAAUUUAUGUAACGAUAGCUAGUUUUAUUUUGUAUAUAUCUUUUCAUCAUGUUUUGUUUUGACCUGUACUUAGCCCAGUGUGGCAAAAAUGUGCAAUAAAGGUCGUCAUUCA